This is a messenger RNA of Thunnus maccoyii (southern bluefin tuna), 3779 nucleotides long. It is a transcript of the gene lekr1, whose product is annotated as leucine, glutamate and lysine rich 1. Lineage: Eukaryota; Metazoa; Chordata; Actinopteri; Scombriformes; Scombridae. Bases 214 to 2358 code for a protein of 714 amino acids. The transcript has 13 exons. The record is from RefSeq and is a predicted model, not a curated record.
GCUACGUCGUAGCCAUAGCAACACCCUGAGCACGUCUCAUACCAGGAGAAAAUCAGUCAAAAUUUCGAGUAUUUUGUGAUUAUUUUCGCCUUCAUUCCAAACGAGACUAUUCACUAUGGGAACAACCAGCAAACCCUGAUCAGAAGACCUUAGAGACCUACUGGUGACAUAGGGCUGCAGUAGAUCUCUAAUGCAGGAGACAAGGAGAGAUCUAUGGAGGCAGAGCAGGAGGAGGAGGAGGAGGAGGAGAUGAAAACGAUUCUUUACUGUCCUCCGAUCUACCCGCUGCCUAAUGAGAUAAAAAAGAUGGAGCGCAGUGAGACAGUGUGUAGCUACUGUGGUGUAAGCUACCUCAUUUUUCACGAGUUCCAUCAGCUCCGCACCCGAUUGGCUCAGUUGGAGGCUGAGCUCCAGGAACUGGGAGAGACCGUCCAGAGAGAGAAGGCCCAGCGAGAGGCACUGGAGCUGGGCAGGCUGGAAUGGGAGAGGUCACUUCAACUGGAAGUUCAGAGAAAGGCAGAAGAGAAAGAGAAAAGCAUGAAAGAAGAGCUGAGAGAAAAGAACAUAGAGGCAGAAAGAGCUCUGAGAGAGGAAUUCGAACAAAAGAACGAGAGGAAGAGGAAAGAGAUGGAAGAGCAAUAUCAGAAAAUCAGCGAAGAUAAAGAGAGACAACUUAGAAGAGAGCUCGGAGACUUGGAGGUGGAGAGACUGAGGAAGCAGCAAGAAGAGCUGGAGAGGAGGACCGGGGUGAGAGAGAAAGUUCUGAGUGACGCACUUCAAAAGGCCAAUAAAAACUCAGAUGAGCUGAGAAAAUACCUCCAACAGCUGGAAGAGAGGGUGGCGAUAGCAGCUUCCACGAAGGAGGAGGCGGAACGGUUACUUAGAAAAGAGAAGCAGCAAGGUGAAAUUCUCAGAGGUGUGUGUGCCCAGCAGCAGCAGGCCCUGCGAAAGACUCGCUCUGUGCUCCUCUCCUCUGGCAGUGAGCUCACACAUAUACGGGGUUUCCACAGCCAGCUGAUGGGGGCCUGGCAGGUCUUCAGAUGUCAGAUACUGCAGCACAGCACACAGGUGUUCUCAGUGCUGAGAGACGAGCUGAAGCAUUCCAGUGUGGAGUUUCAGAAAAUGAGAGAAGAGAAGGAGCAUCUAACUCAGCAGCUGAUGGAGCAGAGGAGAGAGAGAGAGAUGCAGCUGUGCCAACAAGAAGACUCUGAGAGGCAGCAUAGAGAAAUACUCAGGUUAAAAGGGGAGUUGGAGGAGAAACAUGAGAGGUGGUUGUCAUGCCAACGAAGGUGUGCCACUGUGCAGGAGCAGCUGUCGUCAUGGCAACACAGAGAGGAACAAAUGAACCGGAAGUACUGCGCAGCUGAAGAGGAAGUGACAAUACUGCGGGAAGAUUUGGAGAAGGUCCGGCAGGAAACGAAAGAGCUGAGGGGAGAAAGGGAGAUAUUGAUAGAGUCUCAUGGCAGAGCUCUGACCAAGAUGGAGGAGGACUACAGACAGCAACUGGCCUCAAAGCUGGCUGCUGCCCUGGAGAAGGAGCGAACCCAGAAUGCAUUGCACCUGAGGGAGCAGCUGGAGGAGCAUCGCAGGGAGGUGGAGCUGGAGCUGACGAUUGACAGGGAGAAGAGCCAGUUGUUGCUUCUGCAGUACCAGCGAGACAGCACACAACUCCAGCAGAAGCUUGAGGAGAGAGAGCGGGAGGUACGAGCGCUGCAAGAGGAGCAGCUGGAGGAGAGGAGGCGCAGGGACGAAGAGAGGAGGACACAAGACAAGGAGAGGAGGAGGAGAGAGGAGGAGAUACACCAGGACCUGCUGCGCUCCCAACAGCAGGAGGCACUACAGCUGAGCCAAGCUAAAGCUGAACUACAGCAGAUGACUGAGAGGAAUGCUAAACUAGAAGAAGAGGUGGCGUUACUCCAAGAGACAGUAAGAAGGGAGUGUGAGGAGAGGGAGGAGCUGACUGCAGCUCUGUCUCAAGCUCAGCAGGAGCUCCACGGGCUGCGAUCCCCAGCGUCUCAUCAAGGCUCCUCCAAAUCCCCCGCACAACCCCCGGAGAGACACACACCCUCAGGGAACAAGCAUUUCCAUCUGCAUAGUAGUCAAGCCCGGGUACCCCUCACUCGCUCCUCAACCUCCCCAAACACACUUCGACCUUCCCCUGCCUGCACAGAUAAAGACAGAGGCCGGGGCGCAGAUGGAGGAGGAGCAGGGAGGAGUUUGGAGUCCUGGAAUGGCAGUGGGGUGUUAGGAGGUGAGAAAAGGCGAGAGGGGACGCUGCCCAGGCUGAAAGCAGGCAGCACAGUGAGUGAAGUCAAACAGAAGGUCAAUUUAGUGAUUGGGAGGAAGGAGACACUUUAAAAAGCAAUCUGAAUGAAGGACGGUAUUUUUAUGAAACAGUUGUUGCACUUUCCAAAAUAAAACAUAUUUUAAUGCUGUUUUGAAAUAGUAUUUUAUAUUAAUACUAUCAUUUUAAUAGUAUUUUUAAUAUUCCCCUAAAAUGUAAUAAUACACACCUUUUACUUUGCCUCACACACCAGUUUCCUGACUUUAAAAGACACACACAGACAUAUGUACACACUAGCACACACCUAAUGCGCAAAACACGACUGCUGAGUCCUGUUCGUACACCAGCAAACUCCCAGGACACACACUCUCCGACAGACAUGCACUUGUUUUCUCACAACCCGACUCACGAAGUCUCACUGGCACGCACAGGAUUUCACAGACAAACACCCACGCACGCACAUAGUAUCUACACACACACACACACACACACAGAUACACGCAAACACACAGUGUGUCACAAGGGCAGGGCUGAAGGAGCAUGACAGCGUGUCCCUUGCCACCCGUGGACACAAACAAAAGGCAGGCAAACACAAAAGAAACUGUAAGGCAAGCACCCCCAGAUACACACACAUACACACACACACACACACACACACACACACACACACCAAUUACCCAACCCUCUCCCCUCAGGCUUUGUGUGUUAUUGACAUCAUUCACUCCGUGCAAGGUCUUUCCAUCCCUCCCUCCCUCUCUCUCCCUUCCUCUCCCUCUACAUUUGGGAUGAAUUGGCAUAAUGGGAGAAAUGCGUGAAGUGUGUGUGUGUGUGUGUGUGUGGCACGUAACUAAUUUCCCUGCUUACUGCCACACAUGGAAAGCUUUUCGGUGUGACUUCCCCGUGCCCCGCUCUCCCAGUCCAUCUGCGAGAUGCUGCGCACGUGCAUGUCGUUCACUCAGAAAGGUGGCAUGAUAAUGAUUUUGUCCUGCCAGUGUUUCCUCUGUUUGCCAGAACACACACAUAUGGUUUAUCUGCUCAGUCCGUGCGGAGAGGACGUUCUGAAAUACUGAACAAUGAACAUCAUGUGCCAUUAAAACUUCAUUUUCUACCUCCUCUGUUUUUGUCAAAGGAUUAAAUGGAACAUUUCCUUACUGCACUCAGCGAACUGGUUCAUGUUUUUUCCUCAAGUUGACGAUCACAGAUUCCCAAUAAAGAAAUUAAGAUUUUUAAUAUGAUUACCUAAUAAAGUUACGGUUAUUUUAUAAAUGUGUUAUUUUUGACUUAGGUGACUUCACUCGGGGUUUUUUUUUAAAGUGCCCCUUUAUAACAAACAAUACACUCUCCCUUGAUGUGAAUAACGUGGCAAAUUCAUUUUGUACUUUGCAGCUGACUUCUUGUUGCCUUCCUGUGUUUGAGUGUGUGAUUGUGUGUGGCCUUGUGUGUGUUUACUCAUCGCAUGAGACGUUGCCACGCGUACGUGUCUCCGGUGAGUGAU